Rhagoletis zephyria (snowberry fruit fly) is the source of this 2322-nucleotide messenger RNA. RefSeq names its product P protein-like. Gene Ontology annotation, biological process: transmembrane transport. The record is from RefSeq and is a predicted model, not a curated record. Lineage: Eukaryota; Metazoa; Arthropoda; Insecta; Diptera; Tephritidae. Gene Ontology annotation, cellular component: membrane.
AUGUCGGACGAUCAAAGCAAGGUGGGAACUAACCUUCCAUUGACGCCAGCGACAAGCUUAGAUGCAAUUGAAAGCGAAGCAGAAUUUAAACAGCAGUCCCCAACAGAAAGAAGAUUGACUCGGGAGGACGUGGAUAAGAUAAUCGAUGAGGAAUUACAAUUGAGCGAAGCUCAGAAGAAGCUGUUGCAGAAAUUUGGCAUGAUGGUGGCCAAAAAAGUGAAGAGGAGAAGGAAGAAACCACCACCUCCGCCACCGGAGCUGCAAAUUACGGAUAUCAUUGUCGUCAGGAAGGAAUGGGUAAAGCCCAUUGCAUUGUUUUUCAUUUGGGUGACAUUCACCGCGCAGUUUCUGAUCGACAGAGAAAUUCAAAAGAAUCCUACACUUGUCUCGCUUAUACCAAAUGAAACGAAAAUAAUACCCGUACCUGACAUAACAGACGAAUCGAUUUCCAUAUCAAUCGCUGGACCUUUCCUGGAUGAUGGUAAUCUGGUGUAUUCUGAGAGAGAGGAUGAAGCGAGAUUCAUUUACAUACAGGCCGUACGCACUUUCUACGACGACUACGCGAAGCCGAUCAUUACGGUGAAUGUUGCUGAUUUGUGGAGCGAAUAUCUCGAUCUCAGCGACCGCAUAGAACUGAUCAAACCAAUGCAGCGCUAUACCAUACUCACCCUGUGGAAAAACAUAUCGAAAGAUGACAAUACCAAAAUGUUUUUACGCGUCUACACCAAUUACGAUGAGAUUGUGACGGUCAAAUACAAUUACGAUUGGUACCCUGUGCCAACAAAAAAGGGUCUACUCUUCGCUUUACUGGUGCUGCUACUGCUCUAUGUACUGUACAUAUUCGAAUUCGUCCACCCGACAAUAUGCGCCUUCAUUUGCUCAACAUUCGGCUUGGCUAUACUCUCCAUACUCAAUCCGAAGCCCAGUUUCGAUGAGCUGGUCGAGUGGAUUGACAUGCCCAUGCUGAGCUUGCUCUUCAGCUUGAUGAUCAUUGUGGCUAUUAUGGCCGACGCUGGCAUCUUCGAUCUCGUGGCAGUGUUUGCCUAUCAAAUAUCCAAGGGUCGUGUUUGGCGACUCAUUUGGAAUCUAUGCGCAUUCAUCAGCAUCUUGGCAGCUUUUCUCAACAACAGCACCACAAUGCUGCUCUUUUCGCCGAUCAUUAUUAAACUCUGUGAGGUCUCCGGUCUUAAUCCUGUCUAUGUGCUUUCCUAUCUGAUGAUUUGCGCCAAUGUUGGCGCCUCAUUCACGCCGUUAGGGAGCCCGCCGAAUAUACUUAUCACCACAAAUGAAUAUCUGCACCGCCAUGGCAUAGAUUUUGGCAACUUCGUUGUACAUUUGGCACCAUGCGCGCUCCUAGCGCUCCUGCAGACCCACUGGCAAUUGCGUUACUACUUUCAGCGCAACGAGUUGCUGGAAUACCGCGACGAUUCGGUCUUGCGCGAGGAGCUCCUCGAACGCGGCAUAAAAAGGUGGUCGCGCGCAUCGAGUGGAGUGAGCAAUGUGCUGGAUGACGAUCGCAGGGUGCGCAACUUAAUGAAGCGCGUGGUUGAAGCUUUUCGUGAGGCCUUGAAUGGCGAUGUUAUGCCAGACGUAAAGCCGAAGCGCAAUUACGAAACCACACUGAAAAAGCUGAAGGAGCGUCACGGCAAAUGGGACAAAAUUCUGCUAUUGGAAUGUGGCGUAGUUUUGAUUUUUGUGGUGACCAUUUAUUCGCUACGCUCUUUUGAGUAUAUUCACACGGUCAACUAUUCUUGGACCGCAUUGCUUGGCGCCAUACUUAUACUCAUACUGGCGGAUUUCCGGGACUUCGAGAGUCUAAUGUGUCGCAUUGAUUGGUCUACGUUGAUGUUUCUCUCUUCAUUUUUUGUGCUAAUCGAGGUGCUUUCGAGGUUGGGCUUGGAGGACUUACUCGGUAAAAUCGUGGUGCAAGCUAUAGACAGCACGAAUAAAGAGUAUCAGCUCUUAGUGGCGCUAAUGCUGAUAUUGUGGAUAACGGCCUUAGCUUCGAGCUUUCUCAACAACAAUCCUGUUACACAGAUGAUGAUACGCGUAGUGAUAUCGCUAUCACAAAGUCGGAAUUUGUCGCUGCCGCUGCAACCGUUGGUGUGGGCGCUCGUCCUGGGCGCAGCCUUUGGUGGUAACGGUACACUCAUUGGCGCCUCUGCGAAUAUAGUGACAGCUGGUGUGGCGAAUAAGCACUUGUAUAAGCUCACAUUUCGCGCGUAUUUCGUUAUGGGGUUCACAGUUAUGCUGGCUAAUGUUUUUGUGGCUUCCUUAUAUUUGAUUUUGAUGCAUGUGGUGAUUAAAUGGGGCAAUAAAUAA